AUGACGCCCAGCUCUCUAUUAGCCACGCUUUGCGUGGCGGCGAGCUCGGUAGCUGCCCAUGGGUUCGUCCUUUCCUCACCUCUCAAGGCUUGUCCAGUGCCGUGCAGUCAAGCCAAGCUGCGCGACAACUGGUCAGUCUAUAACUCUCUUGACCGUCUCAAAUUCUGCCCUCUUCCCAUUCUCUUCGACACUUCUCUUUAUACAAGCUUGGACAACCCAGGCCAAACCUUCAGUAUUCGAGCAUGCUCCGUCGGGAAUCUCCCCGAGAAGAAUGCCACCAUGGCAGAAGACGCGCCUGGCAUUCUGGUGCUGAAAUCUGGGGUUGGUACUCAGAGGAUCGCCACCCCGGCCGCAUGUUCUAACAAAGCCUCGGACGCGAAGGCGAAGGCUCAGCUGAUCCCCUGGAGCGACGGCGGCAGCAACUCUGUUGGAAUUGGGGUCGCUGUAAGCGCCGUACGCGACUUUAUCAAAGACAACCAUCGGUGUGAGGCCUCCACGGCAGUGUUCUCAUACUACGAGGGCGUCGUCGUGGGAGCAUAUGCCGGUUCCAAGAUCACGGCGGAUUCCGCUGCUUCUUCUCUGCAGAUAAAGGGACCACAGCUGCUUCAGAUUUGCGGUGACGGCCGAAACUCGGAACACGUCCUCGGCAUUGCCGUAGAUACUGAGGCCGACUUUCGCCGAAUGCAGGAGGCUGUCAAGUCCUGGAAUGAAGCCACGUGUGUGCAAAGUGGCCGAGAUGGUGGGUCGUCUGUCUCGGAGGUGACGUUAUCCGUCUAUCCUGAGGGCGUCAGCGGCAGGGAGAGCCUGACGCGCCGUCUUAUGCCCCGUUGGCUUGAGCGACGAGCCGACUGUAGGACGAUCCAAGUCGUCUCUGGCGAUGGCUGCGCUUCGCUGGCAAGUCGUUGCGGCAUCUCUGGCAACGAUUUCACCAAAUAUAACCCCAAGGCGGGCCUGUGUGCGACACUAGCUGUUGGACAGUACGUCUGCUGUUCGGCUGGCACGCUUCCUGACAUGACACCCAAACCCGGAGCCGAUGCCACUUCGCAUCAGAUCACGGUCGACAACCUUGUGAGCUUCAACAACAAGAAGAGUAAUACCGGAAACCCGCCCAUGCCUGCUCCCAUCUCCAACGCUGUAUGUGGUCCCACAAUGCCCGGGACCGUGCAGCCGUCGGACGGAAGAAACAUCUCGACACUUAAUCCAUGCCCUCUCAAGGUCUGCUGUAACGUUUGGGGUCAAUGCGGUAUGGACAAGGAUUUCUGCGUCAUCUCCCCGUCCAGCAGUGGCAACCCCGGCACUUCGGCCCCGGGGAAGGAUAGCUGCAUCUCCAAUUGCGGCAUGGAUAUCCUCAUGAACACCGGUCCGCCAAGUGAAUGGAGAGCUGUUGGAUACUUCGAGGCCUGGAACGGCAACAGGCCAUGUCUACACAUGGACGUAGACCAACCCCCAUCCCAGGAAUAUACCACCAUCCAUUUCUCCUUCGCUGUCAUAGCUCCUGGCACUUGGGAUGUGGUUAUACCGCCUGAUUCGCAGCAUCAAUUCGAUCUUUUUGUCACCCGGGAAAUGCCUGGGAAUAAAAAGGUUCUUGCCUUUGGUGGCUGGACAUUUUCAACCGAUCCCUCGACGUACAAAAUCUUUAGAGACGUCGUCCUGCCCGGAAAUCGCGAUGUUUUCGCUCGCAAGGUUGUUGAUUUUAUUAACCAACAUAACCUCGACGGAGUUGAUCUCGACUGGGAAUAUCCGGGAGCUCCAGACCUCCCCAGAUUCGACCCAGGCGGUCCCAACGAGGGGUUCAACUACCUCAUCACGUUACUGACCAUCAAGAGCAUGCUUCCUGCUGGCAAGACGCUUUCUAUUGGCGCACCAGCGUCCUACUGGUACCUAAAGGCGUUUCCUAUCGAGGCUAUUUCGGCCGUUGUUGACUAUAUCGUUUACAUGACGUAUGAUUUACAUGGACAAUGGGACUAUGAUAAUCGAUGGGCCAGCCCUGGUUGUCCUGAGGGGAACUGUCUUCGCUCCCACAUCAACAUAACCGAGACGAAGCUUGCCUUGGCCAUGAUCACCAAGGCCGGCGUUCCCAAUAACAAGAUCAUGGUCGGCGUUUCUAGCUACGCCCGAACAUUUAAAAUGGUUGACGGCAACUGCGCCGGGCCAAAUUGCCACUUUGUCGGCCCCGAGUCGGCUGCUGAGAAGGGUUCAUGCACCGACACGGCAGGGUAUAUUUCCAACGCAGAAAUCUACAGCAUCGCGGCGAACGAUCGAGUCACCUGGUCAGAGUCUCACCUCAUGAACGUGGACACCAGUAUGACCGACAUUAUCGUAUACGAUGGCGAUCAAUGGGUCGCCUUCAUGUUGCCCAUCAACAAGUGGUUCCGUGUCGGCAUUUACAGCGACUUGAAUUUCGGAGGCGUCGCGGACUGGGCAAUUGACCUCCGAGUCUUCGACGAAGGCAGGAUCGGUGAUCCGGACCCGGACGGCGAGGCUAACAUACAGAUUGGAUGCGACGAGACCUUCAACUCCCUCGAGGAUAUAGACAAGGCUAAGGAUAAACUUACGACGGCCUGCCGCAGCGUCUACGUCCUCCGCCUUCUCAGCAAGAUGCAGAGGUCGGCAUUGGAUUCGUACAAUGACUUGAUGGCCCACGGCUACGACCACAAGUACGACCUUUACAGAGACCAGGUGAAGAAAUUGGCGCCCGCUGCCCUCGCCGCCUUCAUCAAGAAGCGUGGCAACGACUUCUUCGACUGCUAUGUCGAGGAGCAGAUGCUCUGCUGCGACUGGUGCGAGCCGCGGUACGGCAAGGCGAAGUGCCGCUACUGCGAUAGAACCUGCAGCGGCUAUCGCGAUACCACCCGGUUUAUGCACGAGCUCUGCCCGCCUAACGUCUCGCAACGUGGCGUGUUGGUGUUAUAUCUUGAGCAGGCAACGGCCAGGUACAACGUGCGCUGGACACUCAAGCCCGGGAAGCAAGAUGCCUUCCUCGCGGCCGCUCUCAGCGAAGCUAACAUCCCUAAUGACUGGAUUGGCAUGGUCAAAGACCAGCAAGCGCCGGUGCCGUGUGCGGGGAUAUGGGACUGUGAGUGCGGCCCUAGCGCCAACCCGGAGACCUGCGAGCACACGGGGUACUGGUACAACGCGCCCUACAUAGCCCGUACCGACGACGACGGCGUCUCGAAUCCAAAGGACUUUGUCCAGGAGGCCGUGUCCAAGCAGGGCGAUAUCGGGACCACCAAGGAGGAGCUAGCCGACCAGAUAGAGGCUUACUUCUACAUGGGCGAGGCUUCCAUAUCUGACAUUAUCGAGGCCGCCGCACUACCCAUCCUCAUGCUCGACGAGGCCGUCAGCACUAUGAAGGAGGUUGCCAAGAUCGGCGAGGAGAUUGACGAGAAGAACCAGAAGAAUUUCAUCAUCCUGCUACUGACGUCGCUCCUGAUGCUCGUGCCAUUCGUCGGCCAGACCGUGGGAACCAUCGCUCGUCUGGGGACCCUCGCUCGCACCCUCGCCUUGAUUGGAGAAGCGGGCCAGGCCGCCCUCGAUAUCUACAGUAUCGUAGAUAACCCGGACAACGCGCCCCUCGCCAUUUUCGGACUCGUCCUAGGUGCCGGGGCGUUGCGAGACAUCACCAAGGUGGCCCCAGCGGCUAAAGCGGCCCGUGGUACGAAGGCCGACGACCUUGCUAAACUCGGGGGCAGGGUAGAAAGUAGGAUGAAUGCUGUCAAGAGCAUCGCGGGGCAUUCUUGCGCUCGCUGA
This is a messenger RNA of Scedosporium apiospermum, 3750 nucleotides long. RefSeq lists its product as uncharacterized. Gene Ontology annotation, biological process: carbohydrate metabolic process. The transcript has 5 exons. The coding region runs from base 1 to 3750 and encodes 1249 amino acids. NCBI's taxonomy places the organism in Eukaryota, Fungi, Ascomycota, Sordariomycetes, Microascales, Microascaceae. Gene Ontology annotation, molecular function: hydrolase activity, hydrolyzing O-glycosyl compounds; chitin binding. The record is from RefSeq and is a predicted model, not a curated record.